AUGUCACCGCCUGUAACCCGCCCAGACCUCAACCGUUGCAAGGCCAACGACCUGGUCAUUGACAUCGGCGGCAGCCAGCUUGCCGAGUCUCUGGGUUCCAUGAUCACAACCCGCAUGCUCAACCCCAAGAAGCAGUGCGUGCUGCCGUCAGCAUUGCUCUCAGACGACAACGGGGGCUCGCUGUGGCGACAGAUCAAUAGGCUGCCGUCGUACUACCAAACUAGUGACGAGAUCUUGCUUCUUGAGGUCCAUGGGGAUGAAAUCGCGGAUCUUAUCCAACCCGGAACCAUGAUAAUCGACCUCGGAUGUGGAGAAACCCGCAAAGUCCGCCCGCUGCUCAACAGUCUAGAGCGCGCAGCCAAGCGCGUAGACUACUACGGGCUGGACCUCUCCCUCGCCUCUCUCCAAAUCGACAUGCGCAAUCUCGCAUCCGAGUUCACUCACGUGCGCUGCCGCGGCCUUUGGGGCACCUUCGAUGAUGCAUUACGCUGGUUAACACAACUGAAGUCGGACAAUUCGCCCCGGCGCCCUCGGUGGCUCCUAUCCCUCGGCUCAAUCCUCGGGAACGACUUCCCUGCGCCAGCCACAGCCCACCUCGCACGGUGGGCAUCCACUAUGGGUGAUAAUGAUCGCAUGCUCCUGGGUAUGGAUGCCACCAACGACAAGCAGCGUAUCUGGGAAUCGUAUCACGAUCCUGCCGGCCUGUUUGAACGUUUCAUGCGUGGUGGGCUUGAGCAUGCGAACAGGGUCAUGGGCCACGAUUGGUACUGGCCCCAGGACUGGGAAGUCGCCGGUGUGUGGUCCAAAGAGUAUUGCAUGCAUCGGUUUGUCUUCCGCGCCCUCGUGGAUGUGAAGUGCGAUCCUGCCGGUGUCGAUUUCCCCGCUGGUCAUGAAAUCGAUUGUUACGAAGCCUUCAAGUACAGCCCUGCCAAAAUGGGUCCCAUGGUUCAAGCUGCCGGACUUCAGCAGCAGACUAUCUUCAAGGCUCCAGGCUCAUCGGCGAUUUCUCACAGAGAUUGGUGA
Molecule: messenger RNA, 1023 nt
Organism: Dichotomopilus funicola
Lineage: Eukaryota; Fungi; Ascomycota; Sordariomycetes; Sordariales; Chaetomiaceae
Product: histidine N-alpha-methyltransferase
Exons: 3
Coding region: 1-1023 (340 amino acids)
Molecular function (GO): methyltransferase activity
Source: RefSeq, a predicted model, not a curated record